CUUAAGGUCAGGCGCGGUAAGUAUAGGAGUGUCAUAUUGUGUUUAACAGAGUAUGUAACGGGACGUAUUCUGAAACAUUUUGGUACGCUUCAGAAGUUGUUUUUACUUUAGUUGUGUUUUGGAACACUGUUGGAAGAAUGGCAACUACACAGUCCAUCUUAACCUUUGCAGUUCUCUUUCUGACCAUUUCAGAGUUUAUAUUGGCAAAAAAAGAUUAUUAUGAUGUUUUAGGUGUGCCAAAGACUGCAUCAGAUCGCCAGAUCAAGAAGGCUUUUCAUAAGCUUGCUAUGAAGUACCAUCCUGACAAAAACAAGAGUCCCGAUGCAGAAACAAAAUUUAGAGAAAUUGCAGAAGCAUAUGAAACCUUGUCUGACGAGAAGAAAAGAAAGGAGUAUGAUCAGUUUGGCCAUCAAGCUGUUAAUGGAGGUGACCAAGGAGAUUACCAGCGUCCAUUUAGUUUCAAUUUUAACUUUGAUGACCUCUUUAACAAUGACUUUUUUGGGCAGAGCCACCAUGGUCAUCAUAAGAAACAUUUUGACAGCCACUUCAGAGCACAUCAAGAAGCCCAAAACAGACACAAACAACAUUUACAUGAAUUUUCCUUUGGAGGAGGUCUCUUUGAUGACAUGUUUGAGGACAUUGAAAAAAUGUUUUCUUUUGACAGUUUUGGCAACACGCACAGGAGUACAGUGAAAACGGAGACCAAGUUCCAAGGCACUCGCAAACAGCACUGUAGGACUGUGACACAGCGCAGAGGAAACAUGGUCACAACCUAUACAGAUUGCUCUGGGCCGUGAAUUCUUGCAUCAUGAAUUCAUGGUUUUGUAACUUUGAGAUAAUGGCCUUGUGUUGACAUGGCAGAAUGCAAAACCAAUAAAAAUUGCUGUUUUCCAACUGUAUAAUAUCCUGAUUUGACAUGCACGCUAGCAGUACAGCACUGUCCUACAUUGUUGGCUGUUUCACAUGUGCACUGAGCAUGCUUGGUGUCAGUUGCACAUUACAUAUGUUUACUUAAACAGUAUGGAAAACAUACUUGCCGUAAGUAAAAUGGGAGGGAACACUUCAGUUUCAAAAUAAGAAAUGCAUUUUUUGUUCAUACCUGAAUCUGUAGCUUGUCAUUUGUCUUAAUUUGCUGACAUUUUGCUGAUGUAAUUACAGUAUCGUGAUCAUAUCAGCAGCAUUGAACUCCAGUACUCUGUAUUUUGUAUAUUGUCAGUGUAAUAAGGGGUCACCAUCUUAUUUUUUACUAGCAGCUCUUCAAAAAGAUGCUGUUAGGUUUUUUAGUAACACAUCUUAGCUUGACCGUUUUCUUUAGAACUUUGAGAUGUCUUCUGCCUUUUAAAUGGACCCUUACAUUGUUGUACUAUAGUAGUUGAUUGUAUCUGAUAAUCUGGCUAGUCCUCAUGGACAGAGUGCAUCAUCUGUGCUCAUUGGGCUAUGGUGCUGUUUGGGCAGCUGUUGAUGAAGGAAUCUGGUUGUGGCUUUCAUGAUAAAUGGUCACAAGGUGUGUUACUGCUGUCACAGUGUGUCUGCCUAAGGACUUGAAUAAGUCCAAGAUAUAAUACAAGACUGCUGUGUUCUCAAAUAUCUUCAGAUGGAAUCUUGAGAUACCAUGCUAGUUUUAAUCAAAAUUAGGCCUUUUUCCUCAGUGUGGGCUAUAAACUUUGCUUGUCACAGCAACCUAGUCCUGUGACUAAGUGGCUUUAAGCCAAGUGCUCCAGGUAUAAUAAAGAUUUUUAGAAUUAAAAUGCGUAUUGCAUUAGAUAUACCUGUUUGUCAUUUUAUUUGUAGUUUUUAAUGUCUUAAAAUGCCUUUUGUUUAACCUUUUUGACAAAGUGUGUGGAAGUGUUUGACUAGAGAGCGAGAAAAGAAAAAACUUCAGUACACCUUUUGUGUUUGCUCCACUGCUGUGGUAUUAGGUGUACCCAUUGCUGUGGUAUUAGGUGUACCCACGAUAAAGAAAUGCCACUUAUGUACACCCUUGAGUUUAAUGUUCAAAUACUAUUGAGUAAAUGAUCAGAAAAAUGAUUCGUAGUAAAAAAAUAAAACUUGGCAAACAGUUGCUUGAAGCUGCAUAAACUGAUGCAAACAUUUUUUUCCUGCUGCCUUUUAUGAAAUCUUGAGUGUCAAGACCUUACUUUUCUAAUAUCCUUUCAUCUUUCUAAGAAAGUUUCAACUCUGCUAGCGUGUGUGAAAUUGAUUUGGAGAAAAGAAUGUUUUAUUGGUUUUGCUAAAUUUGCACAAAUGUGUGUGAUAUACUCAGGAACAGCUAUGGUUUAGAAUGCACAGCUUGCUCCUGCUUUCUUGUGUGCAUUUAUUCUGAGUAGCGUCAUUGUAGUGUCCUGCAUCACACUUUUGUUACCUCAUAUCUUUUCCUCCUAGUACAGCCUGUAAGAUUUUUACAUGGUCUGUCAUAAGUGCAAUAUUAAUAGUUCUAAAAAAGACAAAAAUGUACUAUUUAGUUUUGUGUAUUUAUUCGGAUGCAGGUUCUUGCUUUGUAUAACUUGCUGAAACUUAAUUGUCCUUGCACUUUUCCAUAGCAACAUGAGUAUUAAUACUUAAAUCUUCAGAAAUUUUGUGAAAAUGGAGAUUUGACUUCCAAAAUGUGACAUAAAUUGAGAAAUAAACACAUUUUAAUCCA
This is a messenger RNA of Protopterus annectens (West African lungfish), 2641 nucleotides long. It is a transcript of the gene DNAJB9, whose product is annotated as DnaJ heat shock protein family (Hsp40) member B9. The record is from RefSeq and is a predicted model, not a curated record. Gene Ontology annotation, cellular component: endoplasmic reticulum. Gene Ontology annotation, molecular function: misfolded protein binding; protein-folding chaperone binding. The transcript has 3 exons. The coding region runs from base 138 to 797 and encodes 219 amino acids. Lineage: Eukaryota; Metazoa; Chordata; Ceratodontiformes; Protopteridae.